Messenger RNA from Aspergillus steynii IBT 23096, 2175 nucleotides. Its product is annotated as DUF3292 domain-containing protein. The record is from RefSeq and is a predicted model, not a curated record. Bases 15 to 2063 code for a protein of 682 amino acids. The transcript has 5 exons. Lineage: Eukaryota; Fungi; Ascomycota; Eurotiomycetes; Eurotiales; Aspergillaceae.
CACCGGCGCACAAAAUGACGACGACAGGGAAAACGAAGCCUUUGAAGGCUCCGACGGACCGGAGCAAUGAUGAUGAAGACUUUGCAGAUCAGAAUCAGGACAUCAAGGCUGAUUCGCCCACAGAUAGCCAUUUUCUCUCGCAAGUGGAGCAGGACGAGAAAGGGCUGGCGCAGAAAGCCGGCGCUACUCAGGAUGUAUCGGAUGUCGGAUGGGGCCAGUCGCGCGAUGAAUUCGAGGAGAGAAUCGUGUCGAGUCUCUCUAAUGAGGACCUCUGGAUGCUGAUCCGGCGGUUUAAUAAGCAAAUAUACUACGUCAAAGCCCUUCCAGAGGCUCCGUUGCAGAAUCUGGAUCUUAUUCGCUCCGAAGAUGAGCAAUUUUCGCCCGACAAGUUGCGCGCGACGAUGGAGCGCUUCUAUACGACUAUCGUCGUGGCUGCGGCUAGCUCUGUCAAGCACAUUGCGAGACUACGCUCGUGGAAGGAGACUCGUCGCACGUCUGCUUUCUGUGCAGUCUACUUCGUCGCAUGGCUGUUGGAUCUCCUCGCUCCGACAUUCUUCUGCUUUCUCCUCGCCCUGGCAGUCUACCCACCAUGCAGAGCCAUGCUUUUCCCGCCUGCCCCCAUCGCAUUAGUUGAUAUGAACACGGGCGGCGUGCAGAAGCCCUCGGCGAAUGUCCUCGGCUCACACGAUAGUAUCACGGGAGCUCCGGAGAAACUCAAGGGUGAAGCGGCCGAGCAAGAAGCCAGUAACAUGAUCACCAGCGUCGCCAGCGUUGCUGUAGGCAGCAUUGCUGGUAAGCAUGACCAGGCUACGCCCGAAGACGCUCCUUUGGAGGCUUCUGUGCCUGAUGCUACGGAUAUCAUUUCCGAUACUGCUGAUGCCCAGGCUACUGCGCAUGGGGAAGUUCCGGCAGACAGUCACGAUAAGACUAGACAGCCGAUGAAGGAGACGGUUCUGAAUGGGGCGAAUCAGUUGAUGCGGAUUCUGAGUGAUGUUAUUGAUACUUAUGAGAAGAUUGGAAACGCUCUUUCGCCAACAUCGCCGUUUCCUGUUUUUAGGCCGUAUGUACGGUUUGCGACUGUGUUGACCUCCGCUAUACUAGUAUCUUUGGUCACAUCCAGCUAUCUCUUUGUCAAGGGUGGUACUUUCAUCGUUGGAUUCGCCUUCUUCGGAGACCCGGUAUUCUGGCGAGUUACUGCGUACUUGGAUCGCAAGUACCCCGGAUGGAAGCAUCUCCUGCAGUUGCAAAACUCCCUCCUGAAAGGCGUCCCCACCAACGCCCAGCUCACCAUAACCCUCCUUCGCAUCGGCGAAGCAAACGCUGCGCCCCUCCCCCCACCUCCAGACCACUCACAGACCAAAGCCCCAUCCCACCCGGCCUCCAUCCACGCCGAAGACCUCACCCUGGGUGCCUCGACCGAAGAAAUCCACCAAGCCGCAUCACCCAGUGCCCCAGCGCCCUCUGCCCUAACGCCCUCUGCCCCAACGCCCUCUGCACCAAAACCCGCCCACCCCCCUAAACCCCAGAAACCAUGGAUCUCCUCCAUCAUCGGCUUCUUCCGCGGCACCACCGCCACCGGCAUCCAGAGCAAACUAGCCGUCGACCGGGUCCGCGCCGCCGUUGGGUCCGGCCACGCCAAAACGCGCAUCGGCAUCCUACAUCGCAAAGGCGUAUCCACCUCCCCCUCGGGCCCCGUCGAGUUCGACGCCCGAUACAAAGGCAAGCGCGGCGCCCUGGUCAUCGACUCCUCGCUGGACCCGGCGGUGUUGUACUUCACGACGGACGACACGGCGCAGCUGGACCCGCGCUUGAGCAGUCGGGGCAAAGGCGCGGUGCUGUUCACGAUCCCGGUCACGGAGAUCCAGGAGAUGAGGAAGAUCGGGGGGUUGGGGUGGAAGGGGAAAUUGGUUGCGGGGUGGGCGAUGGGGAGUAAGGAGGUGGUUGAUGGGUUGGUGAUUGUCGGAAGGGAGGCGAAGACGUAUCGAUUGACGGCGAUGAGGAUGCGCAAUCAGUUGUUUAAUCGGCUGGUUGCGAUUGAUGGACAGGUUUGGGAGUGUCUUUGAUUUUUUAUGGAUGUUUGCUAAGUUGAUGCAGGUUUGGAAGUAAUCUGUCGGGUUUAGUGUUGUUGUAUAGGGUAGGCGUGGGUGGAUGGGAAUGGAACAGGGGGAAAUUGGC